Messenger RNA from Cydia pomonella (codling moth), 2012 nucleotides. Its product is annotated as ecdysone oxidase-like. The record is from RefSeq and is a predicted model, not a curated record. Gene Ontology annotation, molecular function: oxidoreductase activity, acting on CH-OH group of donors; flavin adenine dinucleotide binding. Bases 1 to 1809 code for a protein of 602 amino acids. The transcript is spliced from 3 exons. NCBI's taxonomy places the organism in Eukaryota, Metazoa, Arthropoda, Insecta, Lepidoptera, Tortricidae.
AUGGAGUCGCCUAAUGGAGAUCAGUUUGACUUCAUCGUGGUGGGCGCUGGUUCUUCUGGCGCGGUGGUCGCCGCCCGCCUUUCAGAGAUUGCUGACUGGAAGGUGCUCCUCAUCGAAGCCGGAGACAACCCACCUAUCGACUCUGUGGUAGGAUACACUGAUAAUAUCUACAGAGAAUUGCCUACUAGUACUAAUAUUUUUAGACUUUCAACUUUUACGGAGGUCGUAGUUUUGAAAUCUGGGCAGUUUUUGUUUGGUUGCAAUCUCCUUUUUUUUCAGAUUCCUGGCUUGUUUCCCUUUGUGGACUACUCUAUGGCUGACUGGAAUUACUACAGCGAAGAUGACGGGUACUCCGUCCAGGCUCAUAAGACGAAAACCAUCCAUUUAACUAGAGGCAAGAUGCUUGGGGGUUGCAGUGGCGCCAAUUAUAUGUACUACGUUCGAGGCAAUAAGGCCGACUACGAGCAAUGGGUCGACCUGGGAGGCGAUGGAUGGGAUUGGGGCAAUGUCACUUACUACUUUAAAAAGAGCGAAGGUCUUAAAAGCUCGGAGGUCUUGAACUCAGAUUCAGCUGAUUUGCACAAUACGGAUGGCCCCUUGGGAAUUACACGACCGACAUGGGAUGAAGACACUGAACAAUAUCUCGAGGCUUUCGGUGAGAAACAUAAAAUCCUCGUCGAUACAAAUGGCUACGAGCAGAUUGGUUAUUCACUACCUCAGUAUACGAUUGAUGAUAAAAAACGACAAAGCACUGCAGUGUCAUUCCUCAGACCAAUCAAAGAUCGAGAAAAUCUAUUUGUCCUCAAAAACACCUUAUGCACGAAAAUACUUUUUGAUGAAACUAAGAGAGCUACCGGAGUAGAAGUGAAGCUACCAAACAAAGAAACAAUUAGUCUUUAUGCUACCAAAGAAGUAAUCUUAUCAGCUGGUGCUAUAAAUACACCCCAGCUAUUAAUGUUAUCGGGAAUCGGACCUAAAGACCAUUUGGUUGAAAAGGGUAUUGAUGUAUUGUUAGACGCGCCAUUAGUCGGUAAAAACUUACAAGACCAUGGAUAUGCAACAGUAAUACUAACAGCUAAAAAAGGACUCCAAUCAGUACCUCAGAACCUUGAAGUUUUCACAAAUCUAGACCAAUUUCCGACACCUACCAUAUAUGGGUUUGCUGCACUAUCAAAUGCCAGCACUGUUCCAGAAUACCAAGCGCAGGUGUUUCCACUUCCAGCCGGCACAAUUAUCUCGACGUUGAUCUGUUCUUACGUAUUUGGUCUGGAUGACAAGAUCUGCACAGCUGUUGCACAGGCGGGCCAGAAGCAGGAAACUCUUUUUACGACAAUAACACUUCUGCACCCAAAUUCUAGAGGAUACGUCGAAUUGAGCGAAAACGAUCCGGAAGUCGCUCCGAAAAUAUUCCUCAAUUACUAUGCAAAUGACACAGAUUUGGAGAAUCAUGCAAAAUAUUUAGAAGACUACUUGGACGUUUUAAAUAGCACGUAUAUGAAGAGCUUGAAUUCUGAGGUUGUAAAUCUGCAGGUACCUCAGUGUGUUGACAUAGAAUUUAAUACUCAUGAUUACUGGAAAUGCCACAUUUUGAAUUCUGCCUCAACUCAGUGGCAUCCAGCGGGAACUUGUCCAAUGGGUGUUGAAGGAGAGAGCGUCGUAGAUGCUGAAUUGAGGGUAUGGGGUAUUACAGGGCUAAGGAUUGCCGACGCGAGCAUCAUGCCAACUAUUCCUAGUGGCAACACUAAUGCUCCCUGUAUAAUGAUCGGAGAAAAAGUGGCUGAUAUGAUUAAAGAAACAUAUGGUCAAUAAAAUUAAAAAAAAUGCACCCUACAAAAACUACAAGCUUAACCCAACCGUUGACAUGUGGAGAAAUACCUAUCUAGGGUAUGGAAUACUGUUUUUGCAAGACAAAUAAAUUAAAAUAUAAAUAAAUUUUGCCUUUUAUUCUAACUCUCAAAACCACUUGCAAAAAUAAAGGAUUAUUUAUACGAGUAAAACGCUAACGCUGUCCA